Molecule: messenger RNA, 3642 nt
Organism: Drosophila eugracilis
Lineage: Eukaryota; Metazoa; Arthropoda; Insecta; Diptera; Drosophilidae
Gene: S6k
Product: ribosomal protein S6 kinase beta-2
Exons: 10
Coding region: 454-1932 (492 amino acids)
Biological process (GO): protein phosphorylation; signal transduction
Molecular function (GO): protein serine/threonine kinase activity; ATP binding
Source: RefSeq, a predicted model, not a curated record
CUGGCCACACUAAGCCCAUCACCUCGUGUUUCACUCGCAAACAAAGAAAAAAGUGCAUUUUAAUUACUGAUUACUGCAUUGCGAUUAAACAUUCGCGAACAAUUGCGUAUUUUUGUGGAUCAGCGGAAUCAAAGGGCGCGCGUGGGCAGGGCAUAAAUCGCAGUGUCUGUGUGCGUGAGUGUGGGUGCGUGGUGCGUGCGUCGCAGUGUUGGUGCGUGUGCCCAUGUGUGUGUAUUUGUAUUGCCAUUAACUAAUAAACAAUAACCUUCGGGCCACGAAAGCUACGAAAUCAGCACGGCACUGCUGUUCUGUUCCAUUUGAACCAGCUGAAAAAAGAAGACUAACAGCAAGAGACUAAAAUAAAACACUUCCGCCCCGCGAGAGGAGCGCCCAGUUCAGGAGCGAACCAGCGGCGAUCCAUAUCCCUUAUAUCCGCAUACACACACACAUACAAUGGCUGACGUGAGCGAUCCCAGCGAGCUCUUCGAUUUGGAACUUCACGACCUGGAGCUGCAGGAUGACAAGGCCAGGGAUUCCGAUGACGACAGGAUCGAACUGGACGACGUUGACCUAGAACCGGAAUUGUGUAUUAAUCUGCACCAAGACACUGAGGGCCAGGAGACCAUACAGCUCUGCGAGGAGAAUGUCAAUCCCGGCCAAAAGCUUGGACCCAAGGACUUUGAGCUCAAGAAAGUCCUCGGCAAAGGUGGUUAUGGCAAAGUAUUUCAGGUGCGCAAGACCGCUGGACGUGAUGCCAACAAAUACUUUGCCAUGAAGGUGCUCAAAAAAGCAUCCAUAGUGACCAAUCAAAAGGACACAGCGCACACUCGCGCUGAGCGCAAUAUACUCGAGGCAGUCAAGCAUCCCUUCAUAGUGGAGCUGGUCUAUGCCUUCCAGACAGACGGAAAAUUAUACCUUAUACUUGAAUAUCUGAGCGGCGGAGAGCUGUUCAUGCAUUUGGAACGCGAGGGCAUCUUCUUAGAGGAUACCACAUGCUUCUAUCUAAGCGAAAUCAUUUUGGCCUUGGGUCAUCUACACAAACUGGGCAUCAUCUAUCGCGACCUGAAGCCCGAGAACAUAUUGCUCGAUGCUCAGGGUCACGUGAAGCUCACCGACUUCGGUCUGUGCAAGGAGCACAUACAAGGGGGUAUUGUCACCCACACCUUCUGCGGCACAAUUGAGUACAUGGCACCGGAAAUCUUGACCAGAAGUGGCCAUGGCAAAGCAGUCGACUGGUGGUCACUGGGCGCUUUGAUGUUCGACAUGCUCACAGGAGUCCCACCAUUCACCGCCGAAAAUCGUAAGAAGACCAUCGAGACCAUUCUUAAAGCCAAGCUCAAUCUGCCAGCCUACCUCACACCCGAAGCCAGGGAUCUGGUGCGACGCCUGAUGAAACGCCAGGAACCUCAGCGCCUUGGCAGCGGUCCCGAGGAUGCGGCAGCAGUUCAAAUACACCCAUUCUUCAAGCACGUUAACUGGGACGAUGUUCUCGCCAGACGCCUUGAACCUCCUAUAAAGCCGCUUUUGAGAAGCGAGGACGAUGUCUCACAGUUUGAUACGAGAUUCACAAGACAAAUUCCAGUGGAUUCACCCGAUGAUACGACGCUGAGCGAAAGUGCCAAUUUAAUUUUCCAAGGUUUCACCUACGUAGCGCCCUCGAUACUGGAGGAAAUGCCACAUGGACAUGCUAAUCGGAUGCCAGCGCGGUCCCCACGACGUACACCUCGCCAGCUGGCGGAAAGCAGCUUCCGACAACAGUUCCCAUCGGCCAAUGUGGGUGCAAAUGCUCCAUUGGCCAUGCACGGUCAUCCGCAGCGAUCCGGGAUGUUUGCACGAGCCACGCCGCCGCACCAUAUGCAGACAUUUGCGCCACGACCCUCACCGGCGCAGGACGAAAUGAUGGACGUGCAGCAGGGUCUGCCGAUGGUCUAAAGGCUGGAGCGGUCGCUCCCCAACCAUCCCAUCCCGUCCCAUCCCACCACCAGCACCACGAAAACCAUCUUCCUUCCCUAAAAAAGAUGAAAUCGAAAUUGACAGUUACUAUUAUGACGUAUGUGGAGAGUGGACUUGGUUAAGGAUACGGAAAGAGCAUGACGAUCACCGGAAUGAGAAGGCAAGGCACCCGGAGGAGCACAUGACCUCAGUGUGCAAAGUUGUUUUUGUUAAAGAGAAAAGCACGGAUCGUGCUGUUGGAUGAUUAUGAUUAUAAUAAUGAGAAUGCCGAGGCAGAAUAAGGAGAUGAUUGUGCUACGCCAAGGAGGGCGUUCGUUUUUGGAUACACCUAGAUACUACAGUUGGAGACAUCCACAUAAACAUAUGCUAUAGCAAUUACUAUAUACAACUAGAGAGAUGGUAGGCAAGAUCGCAACCCGACCCAUAUCCAUCCCCCCAACCCCCAAAAAUGAUCCGUGUUUAUGUAUAAAUAUUAUACUUACACUUAUGUUUUAUAUAGGCAAAAAGGUUUACACAAUUUAGUUCAAAUGUACACGCAACACAUUAAUUUCUUUUUACACUUAUUUAACUCUCCAACAUCGAAACAGACAGCAGACCGUUUAUAUUGUGAAGAAAGUUCUGUAUUUGCGAGAUAGUUCUAUAUAUAUAAAUAUACAUAUGGAUCGUGUGAGUUGAUGGUUCAGACAUAUAGUUUCAACCACAACAACCAUAAUCAAGUAUAAUUACUCUGGCUAGAAACGUUCUUUGAAGCUUACUUUUUAAUGUUGUCGAACAGUUUUCCAAUUGUUUUUGUCAUUUCGAACACCUUCGGUAGACAUAGAGUGACGUUAGUUUUUAGGGACAACUGCAGCGUAGCCAACAACACAAACUUAAAUGAAAUGUAAAUUAUAAACUAAACUAGAACAUUACAGAAUAAAACUACAAAAUAAAAUAUAUAUAUAACGUAAAGUAAAGGUUUCCCAGCUCGAUUAUAAAAAGUGACCCACACACUUGGGCCUAACUUGCUCGCAUAGCCAAUUUGUAUUCAACAACAAUCCCCAGAAGAAUUCUCCCUCUUUUGUAGUCAGCCCCAAAGAAUUGGUCUAAUUCGAUUAUUUCGGUUGCAUUUCUUGAUUCAAGCUAGUAAAAAGGAACAAAUUAAUACCGCGUACUGAGAAGCUAAACGCUGCCACAACAAUAAAUCCAAAAAGAUAUAUAAAAAAAAAACAGAAUGUAUACAAUCGAUUAAUGUAUUUUGAUUAUAUUCCGUUUCAGUUUUCAAUCUGAAUCAUAUUUUUUGUAUUUGCCUAAGGAAUGAGAAAUGAGAAAAUCUCUACAGAAAUAAAAAAAAAAUGCAAAGAAAUUAGGAUGUCAAAUAUAAUCAAAAGGUGCUUUGAAUUGUUUAAAAAGACAAGACAACUACAGAAUAAAAAAAGAAAAUAAAACGGAAUAGAAAACAUGAAAAACUAUGGAAAACGAAAGCGACUAAAACCUAAAACUUAUAACGGUUAUGUGUAUAAAGAAUAUUUAUAUAAACAAAAAAUAAAUACCUCAGAAGCAAUUAUUUUUGUUACAAGCAGCUAAAAAAAAGAGUGUGCGAUGCAAAUAAAGAACUUAACGAAAUGAUAAACUACCAACUAAAGUACAGAAACAAAAAAAAAAACAAAAAACAACUAUUAACAAAAUAAAUCGAGAAAUUAGGAAACAGAA